CUCCUGCUCCUUGGAAGAGCUCCGACCGAAGAGGCUACUGGGAAAGGGAUGCCUACUCCGAGAGGGCACGUUGGCGAGCCCCUGCUGAUACUAGUGGAUCUGUUUUGAGGAACACCAGAGACUAUUUAUGAACACAAAAUGGAAAACUCUCCUGUGCGAAGGUGACACGGUUUUCCUAUGGACCUUUAUCUUCUGCAGCUCGACAGCACCAGCGAAGACUGCUUCUUCUGUCAGCACAUAAUAGAACCCACGCCAUGUCGUCACAGGAGGGGGAGGAGCCACCUCCAUACAGCAGCCAACCAGACAGCCGUCUUAAGAGCAAGAAGCCACCCAGCCUGGUCAUAUCCAUCCCUCCAGAAGAGGACCAGCCAGAGGUCCGUGUCGACGACGCCUAUAGACAGCCCCUUCGACCCUCUCUGAAGAAGGAUGCGAGCCAGGGGGCCAGCCCUAGAACAGGCAGUGCCAGCGGCCCUGGGGAUGGGGACCUGUCUGGUCGUGAGAGGAGGCCCACUCUCAACAGACAAACCUCCCUCUCAAAGAGCAUCAGCAGGGGCACGGCCCAGUGGUUCGGCGUGGGCGAUGACUGUGAGACGAAGCAGCAGACGUGGCACAGGAAGAGCAUGCGCCACUGCAGCCAGCGCUACGGCAAGCUGAAGGCCCAGUACCGGGAGCCGGACCACACGGCCAGUAUGGACCAGGGCCUGGACUCCCCCCAGACACACAAGAUGCCAAAGAUCGUGGAUCCUCUGGCCCGGGGACGGGCCUUCCGAUACCCAGAGGAGGUGGACGGGCGGGGCCCCCGGACCCCUCACGCCCCCCAGGGAGGGCCGGUCACCCCGGGGGUCACCUCCCUGUCCUCCUUCACCAGCCAGCGCUCGGGCUACGGCCGGCCCACCCGCCGCAAGAGGGAGUCGGUGGCUCGGCUGAGCAUCCGGGUGGCGUCCAACGUGCUGCGGGGUCGUAAUGGUCUGGCUGGCUCCCACUCUGGACGGAGUUACCCCAGGAGGAGCUUUGUGAGGCCCAGCUGGAUGGAUGAGGACAUGGUGGACUCGCAUGCACACAGUGCAGACACCUCAGAGUCCCUCUUCUUCAGCAAGCACGACGCCCACGAGGAGCAGUACUCCAUGGCGGACGACGUGUUUGAGUCGCCCCCCAUGUCCGCCCACGGCCAUGACGAGCAGCCCGACUACCUCCUCCACAGACACAGCCUCAAGGACAUAUCGAAGAUGUCCCGGACGCCCCGGACUCCCCGGACUCCGGUGACCGACAAAAGCCAUCCUCGGCGCGGGCGGCGCAUCGCCUCCCAGGUCAAACACUUUGCCUUUGACAAGCAGAAGCGGCAGUUUGGCAUGGGCGUGGUCGGCAAGUGGCUGAACCGCAACUACCGCCGCAGCAUCAGCAGCAACGUGCAGAAGCAGCUGGACGACUUCCACAGCCACAGGCCUUACUUCACCUACUGGAUCACGUUUGUCCAUGUAGUUAUCACACUGCUGGCCUGCGGUACAUACGGCUUUGCCCCCAUCGGCUUUGCACAGCACUCCACUACUGACCUGGUGCUCAAGAACAAGGGCAUCUACGAGAGCGUGAAGUAUAUCCAACAGGAGAACUUCUGGAUCGGACCUGGUUCUGAUGACCUGAUCCACCUGGGGGCCAAGUUCGCACCGUGUAUCCGCCAGGACAAGCAGAUCGUGGCGCUGAUCCAGAGGGCCAAGGACCUGGAGAGGAAGUCUGGCUGCUGCGUGCAGAACGACAACUCUGGCUGCGUGCAGACGGGCCGCAGCGCCUGCUCGGAGACCUUAGCCACCUUUGUGAAAUGGAAGAAUCAGAGUUUGGACACCAUCCGCUCAUCAGGAUCUGUGUGUCAUCAGGACCCAAGAGUAUGUGAGGAGCCCGCCUCUGCAGAGCCGCACAUCUGGCCUGACGACAUCACUAAGUGGCCGGUGUGCACCUUCCCUCAGAAGUGGAACCAAACAGGCUACAGGCACAUGGACUGUAACAUAAAGGGACGGCCGUGCUGCAUAGGAACCAAGGGCGGGUGUGAGAUCACCACCCGGGAGUACUGCACCUUCAUGCACGGCUACUUCCAUGAAGAGGCCACCCUCUGCUCCCAGGUUGACUGUCUGGAUGAUGUGUGUGGCCUGCUUCCCUUCCUCAACCCCGACGUGCCGGACCAGUUCUAUCGCCUCUGGCUCUCCCUCUUCCUCCACGCUGGGCUGUUGCACUGUCUGGUGUCUGUGGUUUUCCAGAUGACCAUCCUGAGGGACUUGGAGAAGCUGGGCGGCUGGGUCAGAAUCUCCAUCAUCUACAUAUUCAGUGGAAUCACUGGAAACCUGGCCUCUGCACUGUUCCUGCCCUACAGAGCGGAGGUGGGUCCGGCAGGGUCUCAGUUUGGCCUCCUGGCUUGCCUCUUUGUUGAGCUUUUCCAGGGCUGGCAGAUGCUGGAGAAGCCGUGGAAGGCCUUCCUCAAGCUGCUAGGCAUCGUCUUGUUCCUCUUCUUCUGUGGCCUGCUGCCAUGGAUCGACAACAUCGCCCACAUCUUCGGCUUCAUCAGCGGACUCCUUCUGUCCUUCGCCUUCCUUCCCUACGUAACCUUUGGCACAUUCGACAAGUACCGAAAGCGUAUUUUGAUCGCUCUCUCGCUGGUGGUCUACUUGGGGCUCUUCUCGUCGCUCAUUGUCUGGUUCUAUAUCUACCCCAUUAACUGGCACUGGCUGGAGCACCUCACGUGCCUGCCCUUCACCAACACGUUCUGUGAGAAGUAUGACAUAGACCACGAUAUAGAGCACGUGGUGACCUAGAGGCACGUCCGGCCGGGAGAUGGUCCUCUAGUACUGGUGGAAAGCUAGCGCUUUAAUCCUGAUGAGGCAAAUGAUUCCCAAGUGGAUGGCGCUCAAGUGUGGAUGAGCAUUUCAGUUGUAUUUGUGCAUCGCCGUCGGACCUUCAGAGAAAAAUGGAUACGGUACAUGGAUGGGGGAUAAUUGAAUAAUGCCAUGAUGUCUGUCUUCCUAGACCUCAACUCUCUGCCCUCUCUCCAUCCUUGUAAAACCUCAACUUGCGUCAACAUCAACCUGCUUUCCCAUUUUCUAUUCACAAACUGGUCAUCACAGCUAAUGCUAUCAUCAGAGGUUUGCUGGAAGUUUGAAGAACACGAGAGAUGUAAAUUAAGAAGACAUGGCUAUAUUUUUUUUAUUUUUGCUAAUUACUUGACCAGUAAGGGUACGUACCACUGGAUUUUUAACAUUAUUUCAGUAGAUAUGAUGCGUUAAGCAUUUGUAAUUUGUUGCUUCACAAUCAAAUCCCUUGGAAGAAGCUCAAUGCAAUGUUGAUAUUGAAAUGUAUUCUCACUUAAAAUGUUUGGAAAGUCAAGAAGUUCCGGUAAAAAAAUGCCUCAAAAUCUACAUAGGAUGUACAAAUUAGAAAUUAUGCGUUUUUCUACAACUUGACAUCUUUUAAACUGUAUCAUGUCUCAUUAUCUGCAGAAUUUCAAUUAUUGAUACAUUACCAAUUUCAAAAGUGCACUAAGCCUUGGUGAUAAGUUAUAAGUAGUUGCAACCUCUGCAGGAAUUCUAUCAAAACCACUUGCUGCCUUAAAAUAACAAUUACCUUUUAUGAAGAGACGGAUUGCAGCCAUCUCAUUCUCUUCACAGAUCACAUCCAUAUGUUUUGAGGCAUCUGAGCGGUUUUACCCACUGUUCUUGUGCAUGUUCUUGCUAUACCGGUUCCAUCUUUUAAAUCUCAUUCAUCGUGUUUCACUUGUCUGUGCGCUAGCGUUUACAGCACCACUACUGGCAUUUUGAUUGUUCUAAUGUCAUUCUUACAUUCUUGUCUAAACCACAAUUUAGUCAUGUAUUCAGAUUAUUUCAAGUGUUUUUUCAGGAACGCCACAAAAAAGCUAUACUUUUAUUCGUGGGUAACUAUUAUCAAUGUGCCUGGUUAGAUGAAGGUUGCAAUGGGUUUUCCCUGAGCCUUCUCUAUUUGUAACAUACUUUUACUUUGAAUCUUUAGCUCUGUUCGCUGAGGCAAAGCAAAAAAAACAAGGUACACUUCUACUCUGUAUGCCUAUACCCUUCUUUCUAAAACAAGGUACACUUCUACUCUGUAUGCCUAUACCCUUCUUUCU
Molecule: messenger RNA, 4120 nt
Organism: Gadus chalcogrammus (walleye pollock)
Lineage: Eukaryota; Metazoa; Chordata; Actinopteri; Gadiformes; Gadidae
Product: inactive rhomboid protein 2-like
Exons: 19
Coding region: 255-2798 (847 amino acids)
Biological process (GO): regulation of epidermal growth factor receptor signaling pathway; regulation of protein secretion
Cellular component (GO): endoplasmic reticulum membrane
Molecular function (GO): serine-type endopeptidase activity
Source: RefSeq, a predicted model, not a curated record